Molecule: messenger RNA, 393 nt
Organism: Parnassius apollo (apollo)
Lineage: Eukaryota; Metazoa; Arthropoda; Insecta; Lepidoptera; Papilionidae
Source: the annotation of a GenBank genome assembly
AUGGAUGACAAGGAAGCAUCGACUAGUGCUGUAACUCCACCGAUGAAAGUGAGAAGAACUUGCUACUAUGAUGUUGACUGGAAAUCGAGAUUUUCUUGGUUACAUAAAUGUGACGAAGACAACACAAAGAGCUACUGCAAAUUGUGUAAAACUACGUUGACAGUGACUUAUGAUGGCGUGAAAGCGUUAACACAGCACAUUAACACAGCCUUGUCUCAGCGAAUGAAUACUUUCUUUACUCCAAAAGGCAGCGCGCGAAGUGAAAAAGUUAGCAUUGCCGAAUUGGCUGAAGUUUAUCAUAGUAUCAAGUACCAAAUUUUAUAUGUUGCUCAAGAUUGCUCAUUAAAAGUAUUAAAACAAGUUAUUACCGAUUCAGAAAUCGUGAACAAAUGA